AUUUACGUUACACUUCAAAUCCGCUACAGAAACAGCGUAACACACUGUGGAUGUGACACCUUCCACCAUAAAAUGAAUUUAAAUUAAAACAUAACGGGACAGGUUUCUCAUUAAAUAUCACUUUAAUGCGUUUGAAAAUGACUGUAGAUUUGUUUUUAAAUAUAUCGCAGCAGUUUAUAUAACGAUAUGUAGCCGCGUGUUCAUCCAGUGACACAGGUGACACAGGAAGUGAUUACUGGCUUUUGUGUGUUUUGAUCGGUUGUGUGAAGUCAAACUGCAGGCCGAGAGUGGCCCCAGACGGAAUUACACGAAGACAUGCUGUGGACAUGGUUGGAUUAAAAUGCCUUAAAACAAACACAAAUAUGCUGUUUACAAGAAUCUGCAGACUGCUCCCUACUACAUCAGUGUCAAAUGCAUUACGCAACCGACAGCUUCCUGGUUAUGGCAAUAUCAAUCCAGUUAACCCGGACGCGAGCUCCUUGCUUCUUCGCCCUCAGACAGAAACUUUGCUCGUCUUUUCCCAGACACAGACUCAUCCGUCGCAGCAUGGCCUCGGACCCGGCAGGAGCAGACACAACCCGGUUCGACUUUCUGGUGAUCGGUGGCGGGUCUGGAGGUCUGGCCGGGGCUCGCAGGGCUGCGGAGCUCGGAGCAGCCACCGCCGUGAUCGAGAGUCACAAGCUCGGAGGUACCUGCGUCAAUGUUGGUUGUGUCCCUAAGAAGGUGAUGUGGAAUGCAGCAGUUCAUGCCGAGUAUCUGCACGAUCACAGCGAUUACGGCUUCGAUGUUGGAAGCGUUCGUUUCAGUUGGGAAACUCUCAAGGCUAAAAGGGAUGCAUAUGUUAGUCACCUAAAUCGCAUCUAUCGCAACAAUCUUGACAAGUCUAAGAUCCAAACCAUUCAAGGUCACGCCAGGUUCACAAAUGACAGCGAACCCACUGUGGAGGUCAACGGGAAGAAGUACACAGCACCUCAUAUCCUCAUUGCCACCGGAGGGCAGCCUUCUGUCUUGAGUGAUGCUGAAGUUCCAGGUGCAAGUCUGGGCAUUACAAGUGAUGGCUUUUUUGAACUUGAAACCCUGCCAAAACGCAGUGUGAUUGUGGGUGCAGGUUAUAUUGCAGUGGAGAUGGCCGGCAUUCUUUCCACUCUCGGCUCCAAAACCUCCCUGAUUAUUCGACAGACAGGAGUUUUGAGGAACUUUGACACCUUCAUCAGCUCAAACUGCACCAAAGAACUUCAAAACAACGGCGUCGAUUUGUGGAAGAACUCUCAGGUGAAGUCUGUGAUUAAAACAGACAGUGGCCUGGAGGUGACGCUCAUCACCAAAGAUCCAGAAAAGAAGAACGAGGAGGAGAAGAUCAGCACCAUCCAAGAAGUGGACUGCCUUCUCUGGGCCAUCGGCAGACAGCCCAACAUAUCUGGACUGAACAUCGGAGAGAUGGGUGUGGACACAGAUGAAAGAGGCCAUAUCAUUGUGGAUGAGUUUCAGAACACCAGCCGAUCAGGGAUCUACGCUGUGGGGGAUGUUUGUGGCAAAGCUCUUCUCACACCUGUUGCCAUCGCUGCAGGCCGAAAGCUGGCACACAGGCUGUUUGAGGGCAAGAAGGACUCCAAGUUGGACUACUCCUGCAUCCCCACGGUGGUGUUCAGCCACCCACCCAUCGGCACUGUGGGCCUCACGGAGGAGGAGGCCAUUAAAUCCAGAGGAAAGGAGAAUAUAAAGAUCUACAAGACUUCUUUUACUCCAAUGUAUCACGCCAUGACCACCAGGAAGAGUCAGUGCAUCAUGAAGCUGGUGUGUGUGGGCAAGGAAGAAAGGGUGGUGGGCCUGCACAUGCAGGGCCUGGGCUGUGACGAGAUGCUGCAGGGAUUCGCCGUGGCCAUCAAAAUGGGCGCUACCAAAGCAGACUUUGACAAGACUGUUGCCAUUCACCCCACCUCAUCCGAGGAGUUUGUCACGAUGCGUUAAUACAAAACGCACAAAACAUCUUCCCUUUGCUUCCCUAUACUACCAACAGCCCAGAUAAGCAUACCAGCACAGAGUCCCCCCUCUGUACUACUUUCGCAUCAGCUUGACAACUUGCUUAUAAAACUACUGACAUCCUUCCAUUUUCCCUCAUUUAAGUGACCUUAUUUGUGCACAGUAUUUCUCUUUUUUCUAAUUUUUACCUAAAUGGACCAACAACGACUUAUGGCCUCCUUAAAGUGUACUGUGGGUCUUGAUUAUUAAUUGAAUACUCUGGAUUCCAUUUUAAUAAUUGUGAAAUGGAAGUGAUGGUCUGCAGAUAUUGUUGUCAGGCGAUUGCAUGGCAAGUCAAAAGUGUGUGUGUUUGAUUUGUCAGUCAUUUGUCACAUGAAUAUUACAAACAAUGCUGCUCUUUAAAGCACCUAUUUACUACCAAUGAAAUAUAUCUACUGUACUGUUCUAAAGAUCCAAUAAACCUGCAGAUUUUUUUUCUUAA
This is a messenger RNA of Mugil cephalus (flathead mullet), 2461 nucleotides long. It is a transcript of the gene gsr, whose product is annotated as glutathione reductase. The transcript has 13 exons. Gene Ontology annotation, biological process: cell redox homeostasis; cellular response to oxidative stress; glutathione metabolic process. The record is from RefSeq and is a predicted model, not a curated record. NCBI's taxonomy places the organism in Eukaryota, Metazoa, Chordata, Actinopteri, Mugiliformes, Mugilidae. Gene Ontology annotation, molecular function: NADP binding; glutathione-disulfide reductase (NADPH) activity; flavin adenine dinucleotide binding. Gene Ontology annotation, cellular component: cytosol; mitochondrion. Bases 412 to 1968 code for a protein of 518 amino acids.